AUGGCGGAAAGGUCGAGCAAAGUGCUGAAAAGACUACACCCCGAAGACCAUGACGACGAUGUACAAAAACGAGCCAGAUCUAACGAUGGCUCCCCUCGUCCUACUACACCUGCAAACGGGGCUUCAGGCGGCAGACCUGACGUGAAUCAGGCCAUCGCUGCGGCCAAAGCAAGAGCCGCUGAAUUGAAGGCUAGGCUGAACAAGCAGGGCACGACACUCUCGAGCACACCACCAACUGCCUCCUCAACUCCUCCUCCAUCUGCCGCUAGUAAUAAGAUCGCUGAGCUCAGGGCACGUAUUGCAGCAGCUACAAGUCGAUCAUCUACGUCAAGUCAACAGAGGCCGUCGUUAAGUGCUGCGCAUACCCCACCAGUUUACAAUGACGAGAGCUCCAAAGGCCGUGGUGGUCUCGACAUCGGUCUACAUCCCGCGCUGCUUGCAGAUACCCAACCAGACGUUCAGAGGAAUCAAGGGAGAGCGCCAGCACGAUUUGUUUCAGGGCUAGGAAAUCGGAAAACCGAGUCACCGGCUCCGCAAAAGGCCCAGCUGGAUCUGUCGGCGCCUUCUUUUGAAGAAUUGAAAGAGAACCCGUACUUCGAUCCAAGUCUUGCUCCUCGAAAUGUCGUUGCGAAGCCACGGCAAUCGCGACAGCUGGUCUUUAACCAAAAAGGCAAAUACAUUGCGCAAGCUGCCGCUCUUCGACGGCAAGCUCAGCUCGAAGAGACGAAGAGGAAGAUCGCUGAGCGGACACGGCUUGCGGGUCUUGAAGAAGAUCUCAACGCAGAAAGAGGCUUUCUCGUGCCUGCACCUCCAGAGAUUGAAUGGUGGGAUGAAGGUCUCGUGGACGGCCAAUCUUAUGACGUGAUUGAUGAUCCCUCCAAGCUCAAGAUUGAUACACCAGACUCCAUCAUCACAAUUUACAUCCAACAUCCAGUCUUGAUCGAGCCUCCUCAGGAGAAACACAACCCACCUCCCAAGCCUAUGUACCUGACUCAAAAGGAGCAGAAAAAGGUCCGCCGCCAGCGCCGUCAAGCCGACCUCAAAGAGAAGCAGGCAAAGAUCCGCUUGGGCCUUGAGCCACCUCCACCCCCGAAGGUCAAGAAGAGUAACCUUAUGCGCGUCCUAGGUGAAGAAGCCGUCAAGGAUCCCACGGCGGUCGAAGCACGUGUCAACCGCGAGAUAGCCGAACGUCAACAUGCGCACGAAGAAACGAAUGAAGCACGCAAACUUACCAAGGAGCAACGCGCCGAGAAACUUGCGCACCAACAGGAAGAAGACGCCGCCCGCGGUAUCCACGUACGCGUCUACAAGAUCGACAGCCUUGCCAACGGCAAGCACCGGUACCAGGUCGCCGUGAACGCAGAACAGCUAGCCCUCACCGGCGUAGUGGUCCUGCAUCCGAAACUCAACCUUGUUGUUGUCGAGGGGGGCGAGCACUCGAUCCAGAAGUACGACAAGCUCAUGCAACAUCGGAUCCGGUGGCAAGAGAUGGAGGCUCCUCGGGCCGUGGAAAAGGGCAACCGCGAAGUCCUGGCCAAGUGGCUCGAGGCCGAGGACGAGAACGGCGAGUUGAAGGAUCUCAGCACCAAUACAUGCGAAUUGAUCUUCAAGGGUGAAGCCAAGCAGCGUAGUUUCAGGAAAUGGCUGGGCGCUCGGACCUGUGAGACAGAUACUCAAGCGAAGGAUGUGCUGAGCCGCGCGAAGAUGGAGAGUUUCUGGAACCUGGCCAAGAGCUGGAAGAAAGACUUCUAG
Molecule: messenger RNA, 1752 nt
Organism: Exophiala spinifera
Lineage: Eukaryota; Fungi; Ascomycota; Eurotiomycetes; Chaetothyriales; Herpotrichiellaceae
Exons: 1
Coding region: 1-1752 (583 amino acids)
Biological process (GO): mRNA splicing, via spliceosome
Cellular component (GO): U4/U6 x U5 tri-snRNP complex
Source: RefSeq, a predicted model, not a curated record